AUGAUAGGAGGCACCCUCACCGAGCCUAGAUCAGGGGCUGUAGAUACACCUGAAACCCCACACGCGGUUAGCGAGGGCAAAGCUGUGCUGCUGGCUGAGGCUUGGGGCGCCCCACUCAGCAGCAGCAACAGCAACAGCAGCAGUAGUGACAGCAGCAGAAGCAGCAGCUUGGCGCCGUCUCAGAGAGCAGGUGGGAUCGUGUUGGGAUCGUGUUUUGAGGGAGAAGAUACACCUAGACAGCGGCAUGUAGACCCCACAAAAGAGGGCCUGCAUGCAGCAGAAGAGCUGUGGGGCUUUUUAGAAGACAGCAGCAGCAGCAGCAGCUCUAAAUGUCCCUCUUCAUGUUUACCUCCUGUCUCCUCUUUGUCUCCUCCUCUAAGAAAAGACAUAGUAGAACCAUCAAGUCCUCAAGAAAGAGAAAAGGAAACAGAAGAAGGACCUACUGCAGCGAACAAUAGAGACAUAAAAAAGUCUUCGCAAGAAAAGAAAGACAAUGACAGAGGAAGCAGCAGCAAUCGAUGCAUGGGAGACACAAAGGAGACAGGAGAUACCUCCUACCCUUGCUGCACCAGCAGGAGCAGCAAGAGCAGCAGCAGAAGCAGCAGCAGAAGCAGCAGCAGAAGCAGAAACUCCAAUCAACAACUUUCUAACACACAUGAAGCCUUUAGAGAGACAUGUACCCCCCUGCAGCAGCAGCAGCAGCAGCAGGAACAGGUGUUGCUAAACAGCACACGUCAAAAGCAAGAACGCCACAAGAUGGUGCAUCCGCUGCUGCAGCAGUUGCUGCAGGAUGAAAAGAAGCAGCAGCAGCUACAGCAGCAUGAGGAAUCGCCAAUCAAAGGAAUGAACCAGCUGCAGCAACAGCAGCAAGAGAAGCAGCAACUGCUGUGUGAAAAACAGCAGCAGAAACAACAGCAAACACACAAACAAGAAAAGGAGCAGCAAAAACAGCCGCAAGAGCAGCAGCAACAACAAUAUACACAGGGGGUGACGCAAAGCCUCAAGUUUGGGGAAACGCAGCAGCAGCAGCAGCAGCAAGGUGUGACAGCCAAGGAGCAACAACACACUGGGGCCAAGAAUCCCAUUCAGCAGCAACAACAAGAUGUGACAGCGAGAUUGAAGGAGCAACACACGGCCCAGCAACCGACGAAGCAGCAGCAGCAACAACAACAACAGCAGCAGCAGCAUAUGGAACAGCUUCAGCAAGUGUCCCAAGAGCAGCAGCUGAAACAACAGCAACAGCAGCAACAGCAGCAAAACCAGCAGCAGCAGCAACAGCAACAGCAAGAGCAACAACACCAUCAGCAACAGCAGCUACAGCAGUUACAGCACCAGCAGCAACAGCAGCAACUGGAACAACAGCAGCAGGAACAGUAUCAACGGAAAUUGCAGGAAAUGAGGCAGCAGGAGAGCCAGAUCCAGCAUCAGCAGAAACAAGAUGAACAGCCGCAGGAGGAGCAGCAGCAACAUCCUCAGCAACUGCAGCUACAGCAACAACUUCAGCAGCGACCACAACACAAACUGUCUUGGGAACCACAAAUUCGCGGGCAAAUAAAAAGUCAGACAGAAACGCAACAACACCACCAGCAACAGCAGCAGCAGCAACAGCAACAGCCGCAACAGCAACAGCAGCAACAGCAGAAACAGCCCCAACAGCAGCUACAGCAGCUACAGCAGCUACAGCAACACCAUGCGCUACAACAGCAACAGCAGCUACAGCAAAAGCAGCUACAGCAAAAGCAGCAAGAGCCGCAGGAACAGCAGCAGCAGCACCAGCAACAGCAACAGCAACAACAGCAACAGCAACUGCAGCAACAGCAACUGCAGCAACAGCAACAGCUACAGCUACAGCUACAGCUACAGCAGCAGGAACAGCAACAGCAGCAGCUACACCAACGGCAGAAACUGCAGCCUCAAAAUAAAAUUGCGCAGACGCGACUGUGUGAGCAGGCACAGCAGAAAGAGGGGCAGCAGAAGCCUGAGCAGCAGCAACAGCAAGAGCAGGACGAGGAACGGCUAGAGUACCAGAAGCCUCAGCAGCCGCAGCAGCAGCAGCAGCAACAGCAGCUUCUGCAGAACACACAUCUGGAGGAGGAGGCGGAGCAGCAGCAGCAACAAUAUUUACACCAGAAAGAGCAUCCUCUGCAGCAGCAGCAGCAGCAUAUACAACACCAACAGAAUCCCGCACACCACCAGCAGCACCUGCACCAACAUCUGCAGCAGCAGCAGCAGCAGCAGCAGCAGUAUUCACCCUCUGCUUUGGUAGAGGGGCGUUGGUGUGGGGUGUCUCCUGGUGAGUUAAGCGGCCUUCAGAGUCUGUCAGGAGACAGUGUCUCUCCAGGGAGUUUGCUGCUGCAGGAGGGGGAAGUUGUGGGGACAUUUAGUCCCCUUAACCUGUUGCCGUCAACUCCUUUGCCGCAGGUCCGCAACAACAGCAGCAACAGCAAGCCACGAGGAGAGCAGCAGCAAAAGGAGACGCUGCUGCAUCUCCUGGCGCCCGCUGCUGUCGAAUGCCUCCCGGGGGCAGAGUCACAGAUAGCUCCCCUGCAGCUGUGGGGUACGGGGAUCGUCUCCGGGGAUCGUUCGGGAUUCGUCUCCGGGGAUCGUUCGGGGAUCGUCUCCGGGGAUUGUCCAGGGAUCGUCUCCUGGGAUCGCCGUGGGAUGAUGGGGGAUCGUCCUGGGAUCGUCGCGUGGGAUCGUCCUGGGAUCGUCUCCGGGGACGUAUUGCAGGAAGAAGGAGAAUUGCCGAGCCCUGGGCAUGCAGCACAGCGUGCUGCUACCUUUGCCUUGAUUGCUAGGAUGGCAGCAGAGAAGGCAACGGAUAUGGAGGAAGGAGAAGCUGAUGUUUCUCUCCAUUAUAGUGGUGGGGGGCCCCUAGUGUCUCCUUCAGGGGCCCCACACACAAUGCCCAGUCUUGCCUCCGAUGCCUCUCGCUGUCUCCAGCUCUUCCUCGAUGCCCACAAAGACCUAGGCUGCAGCAUCAGCAGCAACAGCAACAACGACGUCAAUAGCGGCUUAAUCACUGCAUCAGCAGGCAAUGGAGCUGCAGCAGCAGCAACAGAAACACCGGCAAAUGCAACAGCGGCGGCUGCAGCAGCAGGUUCUUCCCGCGCAGCAUUGUCGCUUCCCGGUGGCAGCAGCAGCACAAGCAGUAGCACCAGCAGCAGCAUUCACACUGAGAAGAGCCAGAUGGAGAGAGCAGCAGCAAAAGUUGCUGCUCGCUAUUUCUCUACUUGCGCCAUUCAAGCAGCAGGAUUGGCUGUUGCAGGUUGCAUGCAGUCGCUGCCUGGGUAUGCUGCGCUGCUGCAGCAUACGCAGCUGGGGAAGCAAAUGCAGCAGUGGCUGCCUCAACAAGCAGCAACGGCAGCAGCAGAAGUAGCAGAACCCUCCCUCUUGUCCGAUAGCUUUAGAAGAUCCUGCAGCAGCAAACAGCAAACACACAGCGACAUAGAAGGCGAUAGUCUCUUGCUGCAGCAUCUGCAGGAACAACAGAUACCCCAAGGACAACAAACGCAUAAGCAGCAACAUGCUGCUGGAGCAGCAGCAAUAGCAGCAGUUGCAAGGGAUGAAACGAUGGAAGGAGAGUCCACGGAUACCGCCAUAGGGCAGCUCCAGCAGCAGCAGCAGCAGCAGCAGCAGCAGGACGCGCACAUGGUGGAAGCAUUAGCUGCUCAGGCCCACGAGCUGCUGCAGCAGCAGUUAAUGACCGAGGAGUUGCAGCGGCAGGCGCAGCAACAGAAGCAGCUGGCUCAGCGGGAGCUGCAGCACGCUCAGCAGCAGCAGCACGAAGCGCAGAAACUGCUCGCUAUUGUAUGCCGCAAAGAAGAAAGCCUCUGUCAGCAGCGGGAGCAGCUGCACAUGCAACAAGAGAUGCAGCGGCGGUUACAGGAGGAGCUGCAGAUACGCGAGGCUCAUCAGCGGCAUCGCGAAGUGCUGCAGCAGCAGCUGCAGCAGCAGCACCAGCAACAGCAACAGCAGCAACAGAGGCGGCACCAACAAGAGCGGCAGCAGCUGCAACAUGAAGAAAAGAUGGUGCAGAUGAGGCAGCAACUGCUAGAACAGCAGCUUCUGCGACAGCAACAGGUGGUAGCGGAAUUUGAAAGCCAAGCAGCGGAGCAACAGCGGCAGCGGGAGCUGUUGCAGCAGCAGCAGCAGCUGUUGCAACAGCAGCAACAGAUGCUACAGCAGCAACUUGAGGACCUCAAACUCCGCGGCCAGCAGCAGCAACAAAAAGAGGAACAGUUGCAACAGCGCCACAAACAGCUGCAGCAGCUCGAAGAGCAAAUUAGCCUUCGCGAGAGAAGCGUGCAGGAGCAGCAGGAAAAGCAGCGGGAGAAGGAGCAGGAGUUGCAGCAGCAGCAAAUGCAGCAGCAGCAGACAGCGGAUCAGCUGAUGCAGCAAACGCAGAGACUAAAAGAGAUGGAAAGAGAAUUGGAUGAGCAGAAGGCAAAAGCAGCAGCAGAAGCAGCAGCAGCCGCAGCAGCUACAGCAACCGCAACAGAACUGGCUUCUGUCUCUACAGCAAGAUUGGCUGCAUGCGAUGGAUCUGCUCCCAUAUUUUCCUUUUUAGCUGCUCAUGGGUUAAAGGGUGAGGACACACUCCAUGAGCUGCAUCAGCUAGAGCAGCAGCUAGUGUCUCUUUGCCUUAGUUACCUAACGCAGCAGAGGAGACACCUGGCACUCUUAAGGAAGCCCUUGGAGGCAGAGGGACAGCUCCUCAGAUUGGCAGCAGCUGGAAAUCCACCGGUAAAACAGGCAGCAGCAACAACAGCAACAACAGCAGCAGCACCAGCAAGUGUUGCUGCUGCUCUCCCUGGAGGGAGCAGCAAUCAUCCAGCUAGUGACAGCCAGCGCUGUCACGUGGCUAUGAAGCUCAAGGCAUGGAACGCGACGGCGAGGUCUGUCCGUCUCGCCCUCUCCGCCUUCACUCUUCGAGCCAAAUACCUCGCAAGCCAUGUACCAACUAGGGGCCCCCCGGCAAGGGGGCCCCUUGGUACCCCCUUGCCAGAUGGUCUCGCGGGGUCCUCCUUUGGGGCUUCUGGAGGGGCCCCUUUAGACACCUCUGAAGGGAGCUUUUCGGGAACUCUGUUUGCUGCUGCUGCAGCCCGUCCGCAGCAGCAACAACAACAACAGCAACAGCAACAACAACAACACAGCCAGCCGAGCCACUGCAGCACCAUUCUCCCCCCAACUGCUGCAGAGUUCUCAAGUACGGUUCUGCAUACUAGCAACAGCGAGAACUGCGCUGCAGCAGAAGCUGGAGCCGCAGCACCAGCUGCAGCAGCUGCUGCAGCAGGAGCGCCGGCGCCUGGUGCAGCAGCAGGCGCCACAGCAGGAGGAACUAUCCAGCCUGCUUGGGAGGGCCAUGUGCUUCUCCAGCAUACAGCUGCCUCCCCAGCGGCAGAAUUGCUGAAGCAGCAGCAGCACCUGCAGCAGAAGCUGCAGCAGCAACUGCAGCAGCUCCAGCAGCAGCAACAGAGGCUGCCCGCACCAGCACUGGCACCUUCAUCGGGGCCCCCUUCAACAGCAGAGGGGCCCCCCGAGCGUCUUUGCUCGGGGUCAUCUGAAGUGCUGCAGCGGCUGCAGUCAGGUAUGCAGAUUUCCGAUUUAUCUGUGAUGGGCUUUACGGGGACCCCCGUGAACCCUUGGAAUGCUGCAUGCGACAGCAAAGGGGCCCCAGGAGGUUCCUCGUGUCUUCCCUCUGUGGCGCCUGCCUGCAACAGCAAUCCCCCUGAUUGUACUACUCAACCUCCAGCAAACGAGCAGCACGCAGCAGCUCUUGCUGCUGCAGCUGCGGUAGCGGCAGCGGCUGCAGCUCCCAUUAAGGUGUUGCAGAGAAGAAGGGGCAUGUCAGUUGUCCCCCAAACCGACACUGCAGCACCAACAUAUGCAACAGGGGCAACAAGUACAGCUGCAGCAGAAAGGGGAUGGGGGACACCGAGGAUGCACCAGCUGCAGCGUCGGCAGCAACUCGCUCCCCUCCCGCCCUCUAGGGGCCUCAUCUACACCAGCUAG
Messenger RNA from Eimeria maxima, 6015 nucleotides. RefSeq lists its product as hypothetical. The transcript is spliced from 3 exons. NCBI's taxonomy places the organism in Eukaryota, Apicomplexa, Conoidasida, Eucoccidiorida, Eimeriidae. The record is from RefSeq and is a predicted model, not a curated record. Bases 1 to 6015 code for a protein of 2004 amino acids. Gene Ontology annotation, molecular function: DNA-binding transcription factor activity.